Cuscuta epithymum is the source of this 1707-nucleotide messenger RNA. NCBI's taxonomy places the organism in Eukaryota, Viridiplantae, Streptophyta, Magnoliopsida, Solanales, Convolvulaceae. The record is from the annotation of a GenBank genome assembly.
AUUUUUAUAAUAAUCAAGUAGGAACUUCAAUCUGCAAAUAAAGUUGUCAUCUUCUAUAACAAAUGAAUCGUACAUAGGUAUGCCGGCCUAGUCUUUUUAUUGCUUCAUGCGGCUGAUUGCUUUUUCAUCAAGAAGAAAUUUGUCGCCACCGUCUUUCGUUGCCCACAUCGCCACACUCGAUCGACUAAAAAUCCACGGCACUCGAGUCGCGCCACCCUCAACACAUCAGUAGAUCUAGCCUCCAAAACUUUGGUGAUCCUCGGUGUAAGUAUAGUUGGGUUUAGAAGGCCACCUUUGCUUGUCGGUGGUCCACUGCCGCCCUUGCUUGUUAGUUGUAUAGCGCCGCCAUCCCUUGCAUGUCUUCCUGUGCUACUGUACGUUUUCGCCGUUGUCGCCGCUGUUGCCGCUAGCCAUCCAGCCUUAUCGCAAAACUCAAGAAUGGAAAACAAAACUCAUACUCCGUGGAAUGCAAACUAACCUGCUCAAGAUAAGAUGUGUAAUGAAAGAAUGCCUAUUUAUGUGACCGUGGCACUUGAAAUGAUAGGAGGAGUUGUUCAGAUGAGUGCGGCAAAGUCUCAAUAUAAAAUGGUACGUAAAUCAGUAAAUAGUUAUAUGUGUUUAGUCAUUAUUAUAAUGUCUUUCUGGUAGAUGAGUAAAGUAUGUACUAGCCUAUGUUCAACCAAAACGUGAGUUUCAUGGGGCACAUGAAAUGUACAAAUUAAUUUUUUAGAGUAUUUUCAAAUAAUUAUUGUAGAGUUAUCGAAAUUCGAAAUGAAAAAGCAAUUCUUUCUAUAAAGUUUUUGUACUUCAUAUCAUAACCCAGCGGGGUCAUCUGAUGUACCAUAAUACCAACAUUAAAAUAUCAAUAUGUAUAUGGGCUUUACAAUUAUACAUUGAUACACAUAACCAAUUUCUUUGCACAAAGAAUUAAUUAUGUGCGUCUGGUCUCCAUACAUUGCUUUUUGUUCCCAAGACCCGGGUCUGUGAUGCGGCAGCGAGCGACGGCAUUAAAAUGCGUUUGAAUGUUGUAGGAUUGAUGCUUCUUAUUUGUCAUAUAUAUGCUACCUGCUUCUUUGGAUGUAAAGUCAUCCCCCGUGCUCCGGAUGGACCGGAUGUGCCCGAUUCCAUGAAGAUAUAUGCAAAAGUUUAUUUGGUGAUUUCAUGGUUCACUCCGCUCUCAUUGGAGUUGGCCUUAAUGACUACGUUGAUGGAAGUGUUCAUUGUUACCCCUGACAAAUUCCUUGAUGAAGCCAAAUCUCAAAUCAAUCUGUCGUAUACCAUUUGGUAUAGACAGGAUAAGACAAUCUUGAGCGCUCUUCUCAACAGCUGUUCCGACACCAUUCAGCCGGUGAUGUCCUCUUCACCAAUGGCGAAACAUGCAUAGAACAAGUUAUCUGGCACCUACGCCAGUAGUUCGCGUGGCCGGAUCAUUUCACUCAAAACAAUUAUGGCACCUACAACCAAGGGCUCUCGUCUAAUCAUGGCAUAUCUUUCUGAAAUCCAGACGUUUGCGGAUGCAUUGGCUCUCGCUCUGUAACACCGUCCCCAAAUAUAUUUACUUUUAUGUAAAUAAUGUAUCGAACCUUAUUAAAGGAUUAAUGAAUUUACGAAGUUGUAAAUAGUAAAUUGCACGUGGGACCCACACCGGGAGCGGGGCCGCCCGACACUCCCGAGACCACAUAUUUUAUUCAUCUUGGUCAAGAUAAU